Messenger RNA from Macrosteles quadrilineatus (aster leafhopper), 963 nucleotides. RefSeq lists its product as uncharacterized. The record is from RefSeq and is a predicted model, not a curated record. Lineage: Eukaryota; Metazoa; Arthropoda; Insecta; Hemiptera; Cicadellidae. The transcript has 3 exons. Gene Ontology annotation, biological process: DNA integration. Bases 1 to 963 code for a protein of 320 amino acids. Gene Ontology annotation, molecular function: nucleic acid binding.
AUGAGUGACAGAUCAACUAAGGAGUCUUUGUCGGCAUCCAAGAGAGGAAUUGUCAACGAGCUGCAUAGACAAGCCAGAAAGAAAUUCGUUAGAAGAAAGGUUUUUGUACGCGGUAUAGAUGAUUUGUGGCAAGCCGACCUGAUAGAAAUGAUUCCUUAUGCUAGGAUAAAUGGAGGGAAAAAGUAUGUUUUGAUGGUGAUAGAUGCGUUAUCAAAAUAUGCAUGGGCAGUGGCGUUAAAUAACAAAGCUGGAAAAACGGUUGCAUCAGCAUUGGAAAGUGUGAUUGAAGGAAGCGGUCGGAUACCACGCAACAUUCAAAGUGAUCUCGGCACUGACUUUUACAAUAAAGAGAAGCGUCACUUAUCUGAUGAUGAAGAUGACGAUGCGUAUGUGUUGAGUGAUGAUGGAACCAAGAGGUUCAGAGCUGCAGUGGAUCCUGACGUAUCACGUCAAAAAGUGUCUAAAGAGUUGGAUGAUAAGCUCAAGACGCUACAAGACUCGGAUAAAAAAACGUCUACAUCUUUAGUAUCUUUGGAUGAUAAGCUCAAGAAGCUGAAAGACUCAGAUGAGAAAACGUCUACACGUUUGAUAUCUUUGGAUAAAAAAAUCAAAAAGCUACAUGAAUCAGACGAGAAAACUUCUGCAUCGUUAGUAUCUUUGGAUGAUAAGCUCAGGAAACUACAAGACUCGGAUGAAAAAACGUCUGCAUCUUUAGUAUAUUUGGAUAAAAAAAUCAAAAAGCUACAUGAAUCAGACGGGAAAACAUCUGAAUCGUUGGUAUCUUUAGAAGAAGAGAUAAAGAAACUGCAAGAAUCAGAUGAGAAAACAUCAAAAUUAUUAGGAACCUAUGAUAGAAGGAUAAACACGUUGGAUGAAUCAGAUGUCAAAACUUUAAAAUUGCUUACAAAUAUUGAUGCAAAGCUCACUGUAUUACUCACGACACCAAAAUUAUCUCUCUCUUAA